Ostrea edulis (European flat oyster) is the source of this 2331-nucleotide messenger RNA. RefSeq names its product deoxyribonuclease-1-like. Gene Ontology annotation, molecular function: DNA nuclease activity. The record is from RefSeq and is a predicted model, not a curated record. The transcript has 14 exons. Bases 321 to 1781 code for a protein of 486 amino acids. Gene Ontology annotation, cellular component: nucleus. Lineage: Eukaryota; Metazoa; Mollusca; Bivalvia; Ostreida; Ostreidae. Gene Ontology annotation, biological process: DNA catabolic process.
AGUCAAAGUUAGUCGAAUAUAUAGAAAAAUAUAAAAUCUAGUCAAACAUUUCACUCGAGAUCACAGACGCAGCUUUAAUAUCAAACAGGAAGUGUUAUCAAGACAUCAUCCGUUUGGUGAGGGAAUUCCGGCAUCAAGAUCCAUGCAAACACGACAGGAUAAAGAGUUGUGUCUGUAACACCGUCAUUCCUGAAAUACCAUUUAAGUUUUAGAAAUGGAAUUUCGUCUGAAGAAUCUCUACGACUUUGACUAAUUAAGAAGGAUGGUCCCUCUUCUUUGUGAGGUCAGGAGCUGGUCCAAGAUCCGUGAGAGACAGGGGUAUGUGGAGAAUAACUUGUGUGGUGCUUUACUUUGGCCUGCUGGCUGUGGAGGGGUCUCUCUCGGAACUAGACGAUCUUAAGGACCGACCGCCAAUCAGAAUUGGAGCUUUCAAUAUCCAAAUCUUUGGGGAGACUAAAUUUAACAAACCCGGCGUGGUCCAGGAACUAAUUAAGAUUCUUUCACGAUAUGAUAUCGUUUUGGUUCAAGAGAUUCGGGACUCCUCUGAAACUUACAUUUACAGACUGGUAGAUGAAGCGAACAACUCCACACGGACAAACGAACCAUUCAGUCUCGUUGUCAGCGAGCGUCUUGGGAGAACUAGCAGCAAAGAGCAAUAUGCAUUUUUAUACAGAGAGAAAUUCGUCAAUAAAGUGGAUGUAUAUCAGUAUGCAGAUCCCUUCGAUAUUUUUCAGCGGCCUCCCUAUGCUGUCAAAUUUCACUCCGAUGUAUUAGAAAUGCAUGAAUUUGGAAUCAUUGGGCUACACACGAGUCCAGAGGACGCCUUUAAAGAAAUCAAUGCUUUAGAUGUCGUCUAUGCCGCAGUAGAGAAAGAGUUUAAUACACCCAAUAUCCUAAUUGCCGGAGACUUGAAUGCAGACUGUUCUUAUUUAAGUCAAUCUAAGAUGACAACACUCUCCAUUCGCAAGGACACGUCCUAUACGUGGCUGAUAAAAGACGCUGAGGAUACCACAGUUAGUGGUACUGACUGUGCUUACGAUAGAUUCAUCGUGAAGGGCAACUCCUUCUUAGAUCACAUUAUUCCAAAUAGUGUCCGUACUUUCUACUAUGACGUUGAGCAUCAAUUACCCGCAGAUCUGGCGUCAGAUGUCAGUGAUCACUACCCUAUAGAAAUGGAAAUUCGAGGAAAGUGUAAUCCAGCAUUGGGUUUUGUAGAAAAUAACUGUGCAAAUGUUCAGCAGACUUACUUUUUGACGUGGCUGGUGGUAACUGGGAUUUUCCUUUCCAAAAUUUUAAGAUUUAAAUUUAUUCAAACGUGGGCCGGAGGAUCAGGACAGGGAAAUAAUAUGGGUAACAGAGUACUUAUGACUAACAUCCCAUCAUUCACGGUAACUGUAGAAGACGAACGGAUAAUUCCAUCCCAAAACUUAAAUUACAUCAGACAUAUCUACCAGAAAACGGAAGAAAAAAUCCCCACCUGGAGUGCGCAGGUCUACAAAAUCGACACUAGAAUGAAUUACGUCAAAGCUACCAAAACGAAUGUUGACGUCACGAAAGCGAUAGAGGAGAUUUUCCAGUUUUACGAGGCAUUUGACCGCGAGAUAUUGAGCCUGGAAAGCAUCGCCUCUGUAUGGAAGCUGCUGGAGGGAUUUGGGAGCUUCAGAGAGCCGUAUAUAUACUGCUUGGAUACACGUCCUGUCUCUGCUGUUGAUCUGACGGUCUCGUGCUCUCUCGUAGAACCACUGAUCUGCAAGAUUGAUGUAUCCAGAUAUCUUGCGUAAAGCGUACUAUGAAACGUUUACAAUUUUUCCUUGAAUUAUAUUCUAUGAUUUUGAUACCUGUUUUCUGAAUGUAUGUACCAUAAUAUGAUUUCUCAUACUCAUUGUGCAUCACGUCCAUGUCAGAAGUUGUUAAGUUAAUGAAAUUUAUGUAUUUUUAUGCCCUCAUAAUCGGAGAUUCGGGGCAUAUAGUAUUUUGGUCUGUCUGUCUGUUUUUCUACAAAACUUACUUUUGGCCAUAACUUUUGAACGGGUUAAUAUAAGAGUUUUCAUAUUCUUGGGAAGACUUUUCCUUUGGUACCAAAAUUCUUUUAUCUCAUGACCUUCACCUCGGUGUUUGACCUACUUUUGAAAAACUUUAACCUUUCAAUGCUUUAUGAAAGAGCUUUCAAUUUUCACACGUAUUCUUUGUGACAAGACUUUCUUUUGGUACCAGAAUUGCUAUCUUGUCGUCAAGACGGGGGCAUCAGUGUUUCACAAACAUAUUUUGUUAUUCGUUAUUAUUACUUUUCCCUUUUUGAUAGUUCAAUAAAAGCUUUACUUUGAAACCCAG